AGAAGCUCAGCCAGUCAACCAUUUCUCUCUCUCUUUUUCUCUAUAUAAUAAUGCAAAAAAUAAAAAUAAAAAUCCAAAUCUUGUGAGUUUGGCUAUGGAACGAAGGGUAUAUAUAUAUAUCGAGGAGAGAGGAUGGAACUUUGCUGGGUGAAGGGGAGAGAGAUAGAAAAUCCUUUCUCCGGUUUCCAUCUUUUCUCUUUGGGAAGAGAAAAGAGAUCCUUCUUAUCGAUAAGAAAGGAGAUAGAAAAUCCUUUCUCCUCUAUAUAUAUAUACUAGCUAUGAGUAGCCAAACUCGCAGCCAAACUCACAAGAAAUCAGUGAACGAUUCUGCUUUAUACUCCGAUCUCUCUUCUGCUUUUAUCGUCUCUCUCUCUCUCUCUCUCUUUGAGCUUUCGCUGCACUUUCUAGUGUUUCCAGCUCGGGCUCAGAGUCAUGGCGUCUGAAAUCGAACUAGGAACCAAGAGUGACUUAGAGAAGGAGCUGAUAAUGACACUAGAACCGAGUCAAAACAGUCCUGCUGAUCCAUCACCUCCACCAUCCCCAUCAUCGAGGGCACCUUCUCUUGUUCUACUCAAUUCUGGCAAGACGGUCGAUCAUGCUAGUAAGAAGAAGUAUGUCAAACAAGUGACUGGCAGCCACAACGACACCGAGCUUGACUUGGCAGCACAGCCUGGUGGCCUCUCAGCAGUGAGACAGUUUCCCAAUGAUAUUGAUUCGCAAAUUGUUGGGACCUGGAGUUGUGCAGAGCUGGAUGAACGUAAACGCUCAAACAAGGAGCAGGAGACCGCCCUCGACAUAGCGGAGGAGCCCCCCCACUCCAAGGAGCUCAGUCAAAACCUCCGGGAAUGCCUCAAUCACAAUGCCACCUUGGUAAAUAAGGCUGCAGUCCUCAUUGCCCAGAUCGCAUUUGCUGCCAUCUUCACAAUCCCGGGCUCACCUGUGGAGACAAGCCACCACAUCUCGGUUCAGGUCCUGGUAAUAUUCAACUCCAUCGCAUUCUUUGCAUCCCUAGCUGUGGUGGUGAUUCAGAUGACUCGUAGCCCAGGGGAGCUCAAGCCCAAGGUGAUAGUAGUGAUGGCAAAAGUCACUAAUAUGCUGAUAUGGUUAGCUUCCGCAUGCAUCUCGGUCGUGUUCAUGGCAGCGAUAACUAUUGUGGUCGGGAGACAGUGUCAGGUGGCCAAUAUCCUGAUCAUGGUUGUGGGAGGUGCGUUGAUUGCUGGGUCUUUAGGGAUCAAGGCUUACUACGAAGUGAGGAGAUUGAGGACAAUUGAAUAAAUAAAGAAUACAUGCAUUUUAUAUGUGAUGCAAUUGGAUUGGUCAACAAUAUAUGCAACUAGUCACCAAGCCCACGACUCUUUUUUCUUUUUUCUUUUUUUGGUUGAAAUCAUAUUAUUGUAAGUAGAUAUUAGAGUUGCUCAAUUCCAAGAACCGAGGGAUGAAAUGUAGUAAUUAUUUAAUUCGGAGAGGACUGUGAGCGUGCAAUUCUUCUUCUGUCUUUAAACAUGUCAUUCUUCAUAUGUUGCAAGCAUUCCAUACUGUUUGCUACCUUCGU
Molecule: messenger RNA, 1552 nt
Organism: Punica granatum (pomegranate)
Lineage: Eukaryota; Viridiplantae; Streptophyta; Magnoliopsida; Myrtales; Lythraceae
Source: RefSeq, a predicted model, not a curated record